This is a messenger RNA of Meyerozyma guilliermondii ATCC 6260, 843 nucleotides long. RefSeq lists its product as uncharacterized. The transcript has a single exon. Lineage: Eukaryota; Fungi; Ascomycota; Pichiomycetes; Serinales; Debaryomycetaceae. Bases 1 to 843 code for a protein of 280 amino acids. The record is from RefSeq and is a predicted model, not a curated record.
AUGUCUCUAACCACCAAUCGCCAGCAAGAGCUCAUAGAGGAGUCCAUAUCAAGUGCUCUUCGGUACAAUGACAAGGUUUCCCAGCAGUAUCUUCGAUUGAGGCACGAUAUACUUGAAUUAAGCAGAAAUAGUCGAAACGAAGAAUCGCCCAAAAAUGAUCUUUGCCGAGUUAAAGUUGAACAAUAUCGGUUUGAACUUGAAAAAGUGUACGAAUUGUACCGUAUUCAUGUCAAAAGCAUGCAGAGAAUCAUAUUUAUUCACAAUAAUACCCGAAGUCUGAAUCUUGAGCUGCUUCCUGGACAACUUGAGAUCAUGACGGAACAACAAAACGAACUAAAAGAACAACUUCGAAGACUCCAGGAUGUCCAGCGGCCCAUGUUGGAGAAGAUGAAAGCACUUUCGAAGAGUUUUGAUGCGAGAUUACGGCCAAGAGGAGCCAAAAUGUUGACACAAAAGAUAAGGAAAGAUGACGAUGGAACGAGCGAUCCAACGAGUAUCGACCUAGAUUCCAGCAAUUUUGUCUUUGAAGAGGCUGAAAUACAGAAUAUUUUCAAGGAGAAGCUCUUUAAUGCUGAGAUUGACUGGCAACAUAGUGUGGAGGAGCACCUAAAAGGACGGCUGUGUCGCAAGCUAGAACACAAAUAUGUGUAUGAUGUUAGUCGAGGAACCGGUUACGCAGCACCAGCUUCUACCACUGUCGAGGAAUACGACAGGAUUAUCAGUGGCUUGGUCGAAGAAAUCGGGUCACUUUUGGAACAUGGACAAGCUGCCAAAGAGAGGUGGCUUGCCAAUGCCGCAGCCGUUGACCAGUUGAGGAAAAUAAGAGAAAAUGAGGAUAGAUGA